UGUGCCCAGCCUCCCUUCCUGGCCCUCCUGGUGGCCACCGAAGUGGAGCCGAACCAGCCACCUGGACUCCUAGCGGGACAGGGCAGUUCCCUCACACAGCCAGAGAGGAGUUACCGGGCAGGACAUGAGUUCCAGGACUGCCCCGCGGCUGCUGACGCUCCAGCGACACCUGGGAUCCCCACAGGACAGUGACAUGGAGUCUGGAAGCAGCCCACUUACCACACAUGUGCUAGACACCACAUCUGGGCUCCCAGCGAGGGGCCUCUGCCUCCGUUUGUCCCAGCUGAAGAACCUUGGCCAGCAGUGGACGGAGCUGAGGAAAAGCUCCACAGAUAUGGAUGGCCGCUGCCCUGGGCUUCUGAAGCCAGGCCAGCUGAAGCCAGGCACCUACAAGCUGUCCUUUGACACCGAGGGCUACUGGACGAAGCGGGGGCAGGAGAGCUUCUACCCAUACGUAGAGGUUGUUUUCACCGUCACAAAUGAUAGCCAGAAGUUCCACGUGCCCCUGCUGCUGAGCCCAUGGUCAUACACCACCUACCGAGGGAGCUAGAGCUGCGCCAAGCCCAACGGAGCCACCCACCCCACCCUCCACAGAGUGGGCUUCGUGGUCAUUGUGGGACACUGAGGCCAUCCACUUCCUGGGGAGGGUCCCAUCUGCUGCAGGUUUCCAGUGGGCAGCUGUGACUUCAGUGUCAAUAAAGUCAGUGGGGAUAUCUGCAAAGCCAAGGCCAUUGUAGUGACAGGACCCCUGAGUGGGGGAAUAGAAGCAAUGCCUGGGUGGCUGGAGCUCUGCUACUGCUGCCCAGGUCCCAGGUGAGUGAGGGGCCCUCAGAGGUGCUGCUGAAGACAGGCAGGACUGGGAAGGGUGGUCACAGCACAGACUGGACAUGCCCCCAGCAAGGAGGCAGACUGCGAUGCUAUGGGUGGAGGCCCCAUAGGUAUUCUCCACAAAGACAGCCAGGAAAACACAAGGGAACCAUGGAAAAACUUUCAUUUGCUGUUGAGAAAAUAUAAAGAGUGAAAGUUUGCUGUCCUCGUGUGAAAGAUGGGGUGAGCUGAUAGUGCUACCAGACAUGUUCUGUGGGCUGCAGCCCAGGCAGGUAGCUACUUUGGGUAUUUGUGGGGCCAGGCCCCAAACUCUACCCAAUCACAGACAUCUCCAGGGGCUUCAAGCCCACAUUGUCCAAGGAGACUCCAAAGGUCAACGGCUUUGCCUCAUAUGUGUGCAGCAAGAGACAGAGCAGUGUCAGGAAGGAAGAAAGCCACCUGGGCCUGGACACUAUGGCCAAGAUGCUCUGGCCACCCAGAACUAAGUUCUUUUCCAUGGAGGGGCAGGGUGCAAGGGGGUGGGGCCAGUAACAUGGUGUAAAAGAAUAAAACAUUUGUCAGUGGUGUUCUGUGUGCCAGACCCAGUGCUGACACCUCUA
Molecule: messenger RNA, 1427 nt
Organism: Chinchilla lanigera (long-tailed chinchilla)
Lineage: Eukaryota; Metazoa; Chordata; Mammalia; Rodentia; Chinchillidae
Product: 5-hydroxyisourate hydrolase-like
Exons: 5
Coding region: 125-550 (141 amino acids)
Biological process (GO): purine nucleobase metabolic process
Molecular function (GO): hydroxyisourate hydrolase activity
Source: RefSeq, a predicted model, not a curated record